Molecule: messenger RNA, 1560 nt
Organism: Torulaspora globosa
Lineage: Eukaryota; Fungi; Ascomycota; Saccharomycetes; Saccharomycetales; Saccharomycetaceae
Gene: TAF12
Product: Taf12p
Exons: 1
Coding region: 1-1560 (519 amino acids)
Biological process (GO): DNA-templated transcription initiation; RNA polymerase II preinitiation complex assembly
Cellular component (GO): SLIK (SAGA-like) complex; transcription factor TFIID complex; SAGA complex
Molecular function (GO): TBP-class protein binding; DNA binding; protein heterodimerization activity
Source: RefSeq, a predicted model, not a curated record
AUGUCUUUCAAUGGGGAAAACGCCAACAACGUUACAGAGGAGGCUGCUUCGCAGGGAAUGAGCGCACAGCAGAGACAACAACUACUCGAACUGACGACUAAGUUCAAGGCCCUCGUUAAUGAGGCUAAGAGUGUAGGGGAGAACACUCCACGAGGUAAGGAGUUACUUAUGAAGGCUUCUAGAAUCAAAGCUAUCUACGAUAAUUACAAUAGACAGCGGCAACAGGCCGCUCAGGCUUUCAGUCAAGGUCGUAAUGGCAGCAGUGGCGGUGCAACCUCAUCGAGCGGAUCUCCAGGCUCAGCAGCUGGUUCAAAUACUGUCGGAGGCUCCAGCAGCAGCUCUAGCCAGCAGGCCAGGGGAGGCGGCAGCCAGUUGGCCAAUAUUAUCAAACAGGUCUUGACUCCUGAGCAAAACCAACAGCAUGAGGCUCUAUCGCAGAACUUCCAGGAAAGAGCCAAUAAGAUACGAGACAAGCACACAUUUCUCAAGCAGCACAUAGAAAGAUUAAAUCAAGAAGUUAAUAAGCAAACAGACCCUGCGGCGAAGAAGCAACUGGAGGAUAAAAAAGCAGAACUAACUAACAAUCUGAAAAUGCUAAACAUGGAGUACAGUGUUCUACAACAGGAGUUCCAGAACGGCAAGAAGAAGUUCUACGUUGAGUGUGCCAGACACAACCCGGCGCUGCAAAGACUUUUACAGAGAAGCACCCAGCAGCAAAGAAUGGCCCAGCAGCAACAGCCAGGCCAGCCGCCUGCUUCAGGUGCCACUGCUACGCCCGCAACGGAAGGACGUCCAUCGUCGUCAUCGGAGAUGGUCGGUGCCCAGCUUCCAGCUAAAAAUCAGCCAGAAACGCCCUCCAAUGUCACGACUCAAAAAUUGCCACAGCAGCCGCAAUCCAGUUCCCAGCGGCAAUCCUCCACAGCAAGCGGCAGAGCUCCAUCUCAAGUUACCAAUGUCAACGCGGCAGCUUCAUUGUCCUACAACAAUGGGGCAAACAGAUCGGCAAUCUUCAAACAAACCGAUCCCGUAGUGCCUAUCUCGGAGACCGUAACGGCGAAAGCGCCUUCCCCAGUCACUUAUAAGACCAACAGACCCACACUGACCAGCGGAACAGCGAUGAACGCAGCGGCACUGAACACACCAACAAUGACUAAGCUUCCGCCCUACGAGGUAGACACCGAAAGGGUGAUGUCCAAAAGAAAACUAAGAGAACUAGUCAAGACCGUAGGCAUAGAUGAGGGUGAUGGCGAAACUGUCAUUGAUGGGGACGUGGAAAGCCUGCUAUUAGACCUAGCCGAUGAUUUUGUGAGCAACGUCACGAGCUUCGCGUGCCGGUUAGCCAAGCACAGAAAGUCCGACAGCCUAGACACCAGAGACAUACAACUGCAUCUCGAAAGAAACUGGAACAUUAGAAUCCCUGGUUAUUCUGCUGACGAGAUCAGAAGCUCCAGAAAAAGCAAUCCAAAGCCAAGUUACAACCAAAAACUGCAGGCCAUCAAUUCCGACAAAGCUGCUUCCAUGAAAAGCAAUCCUUCGGGCAAGUCUGCUCACUCAAAAUGA